CCACCUCUGACCCCAGCCGAGAGUAGCUGCUGUUUCUGCGAGGACGAUUCGUAAGCCGGGGUCCGGCGCGGUUUCCCAAUCCCUCGCCCUUCUGCCCGGCCCCUUCGGUGCUCGAGCGACGCCUGGGGUGCGGUCUGUUCUGGGCAGCUUGCCUGGGCUUUCUACAGAGGCUCCGGCUGCAGGUCACAUAGGUGGCUGUCGAAAGUGCCGGCCGCGCGCCGGCGCCGGCAGCAGCCGGGUGGGAAGGCUCAAGAUGGCGUGCCUGUUGGAGACCCCAAUCCGCAUGAGCGUCCUCUCGGAGGUAACAGCUAGCAGUCGCCACUAUGUUGACAGGCUAUUUGACCCUGAUCCCCAGAAAGUUCUCCAAGGUGUCAUAGACAUGAAGAAUGCUGUAAUUGGAAACAACAAACAGAAAGCCAACCUCAUCGUUCUAGGAGCUGUUCCAAGAUUGUUGUAUUUGCUUCAACAAGAAACCUCAAGCACAGAGCUGAAAACUGAAUGUGCAGUGGUGUUAGGGAGUCUUGCGAUGGGCACAGAAAACAAUGUCAAGUCUCUUCUAGACUGCCACAUUAUCCCUGCCUUACUACAAGGACUACUGUCCCCAGACCUGAAGUUCAUUGAAGCUUGCCUCCGAUGCUUACGGACAAUCUUCACCAGCCCUGUCACUCCAGAGGAGCUACUGUAUACAGAUGCUACGGUGAUACCACACCUCAUGGCGCUGCUGAGCAGGUCCCGCUACACCCAGGAGUAUAUCUGCCAGAUCUUCUCACACUGCUGCAAAGGGCCAGAUCAUCAAACAAUUCUGUUUAACCACGGGGCAGUACAGAACAUUGCUCAUCUCCUAACCUCACCCUCUUACAAAGUUCGAAUGCAAGCACUGAAAUGCUUCUCUGUCUUAGCCUUUGAGAACCCCCAGGUGUCAAUGACCCUGGUAAACGUUUUGGUUGAUGGGGAGUUGUUACCACAGAUAUUUGUGAAGAUGUUACAGAGGGAUAAACCUAUUGAGAUGCAGCUCACGUCAGCAAAAUGUUUAACUUACAUGUGCAGAGCUGGAGCAAUUCGCACAGAUGACAGCUGUAUUGUAUUAAAAACUUUGCCUUGUUUGGUUCGAAUGUGCAGUAAGGAGAGGUUACUAGAGGAGAGAGUUGAAGGAGCUGAGACCCUCGCCUAUCUGAUUGAGCCAGAUGUUGAGCUGCAGAGAAUCGCUAGCAUAACCGACCACCUCAUUGCCAUGCUGGCUGACUAUUUCAAGUAUCCCAGCUCAGUGAGCGCCAUCACUGACAUUAAAAGGCUUGAUCACGACUUAAAACAUGCCCAUGAGCUCCGCCAGGCUGCGUUCAAGCUCUAUGCCUCUCUUGGAGCAAAUGAUGAAGACAUCCGGAAGAAGAUCAUUGAGACUGAAAAUAUGAUGGACCGAAUUGUGACUGGCUUGUCUGAGUCUAGUGUCAAGGUGCGGUUAGCUGCUGUCAGAUGUUUGCACAGUUUAUCCAGAUCUGUACAACAGCUUCGAACCAGUUUCCAGGAUCAUGCGGUGUGGAAACCUUUAAUGAAGGUUUUACAAAAUGCACCUGAUGAAAUCCUAGUAGUAGCAUCUUCCAUGUUAUGUAACCUUCUUCUUGAAUUUUCUCCAAGUAAAGAGCCAAUUUUGGAAUCAGGAGCUGUCGAGCUGCUCUGUGGGUUGACACAGAGUGAAAACCCUGCUCUACGAGUGAAUGGGAUUUGGGCUUUAAUGAAUAUGGCAUUUCAGGCGGAACAAAAAAUAAAAGCAGAUAUUUUACGAAGUUUGAGUACUGAACAAUUAUUCCGGUUAUUAUCAGAUUCUGAUAUGAAUGUGCUGAUGAAGACAUUGGGGCUUCUUAGAAAUCUCCUCUCCACGCGGCCUCACAUAGAUAAAAUCAUGAGUACUCACGGAAAGCAGAUUAUGCAAGCUGUCACUCUGAUUCUGGAAGGGGAGCAUAGCAUUGAAGUCAAAGAGCAGACACUGUGCAUCCUAGCCAACAUUGCAGAUGGGACAACAGCAAAAGAGCUUAUUAUGACCAAUGAUGACAUCCUGCAGAAAAUCAAAUAUUACAUGGGUCAUUCACAUGUCAAACUGCAGCUUGCUGCCAUGUUUUGUAUAUCAAACCUCAUAUGGAACGAAGAGGAAGGUUCACAGGAACGCCAGGAUAAAUUACGAGACAUGGGGAUUGUAGAUAUUCUACACAAACUGAGUCAGUCGGCAGACUCUAACCUCUGUGACAAGGCAAAGACGGCGCUGCAGCAGUACCUGGCGUGACGGGAGAGCCCUGGGCACCUGCGAGCACCCCACACCUUUGUAAGAGGAAGUACAGGAGCUAGCCUCAUUUGACUCCUUCUAUUUGCACACGUCACCUUGGACUGCAGGGAGCUGUUUUGCAAAGCAGUUUAGUAAGCUUAGAUCUCAGAUUCAUCUUGAGAACAUUUUUUGAGGUAGUAAUUUCCUCAGAGGACUGUUGUGUUGUGUUUUGUUUUGUUUCUGAGCUACCUGGACUCUUUAUUAGAACAAUCAAUCAUUUCCUUUGGACCUACAAUUUUUUGCCUAUGCUGCAGCCACUUUGUGAGCAAGAAUGAUGUGUGUGUGUGUGUGUGUGUGUGUGUGUGUGUGUGUAUGUGCGUGUGCGUGUGCGUGCACAUGCACAGGAGUCAGGAUGAAUGACCGUGUGGGUGAGGGAUACCUCAGAUUUUUCUUUUCUUAUUUUGUGUGAAAAUCUCUUUUCUACAGAUUUUCCAGGGUUUAAGCAUUGCUUGCUGUAUAAAAAAAAAAAAAAAAAUUACUGAAUUAUAUACAGUUUGAAUGAAAUGUUAUUUUAAAAGCAAAACAAUUGUUUAGUGUUCCAUAAAAGUUAUGUUGAAUUUUGGUCAGAUGAAUAUUUGUAAGUAAAAAAUAUAUGCAUUUCUGAACCUCAACUUACAUAGAUUUUCUUUAUAAAAACAAAAACAAAAAAAAAAGACAAAAAAAGACAAAGAAAAAGUUGGCUACAGUCUGCCUGAAUAACAGGCACUGUACAUGGUGCUGUGCAGAUGGUGAGCUAGCAUCUUACUGCCAUCAAUAUUAGCAGGUACAAAGCCUUUGGGUUUUGUUUUAUUUUGUUUUUUUUUUUUUUUUCUAGCCUAACUCAGUAAGUUCUCAGGCUUCCAAGUCACAAGGAUGGUGGAGUCGAGCAAAGUGAGGGACGGUCACUGUAGGCUUUGAAACGUCAAAGGGAGGCUGAUAGUGGAAACCUAACGAGGACCAGGUGGGCUGGCUUUGACAGGACUGGGGACCGAAAGCCUCCCAGCAUACCUAAAGUCCUGUCAUUAGUGUGGCAGCAUCUGGCAGGGUCUCAGAGCAAACCUGGAGAGCAGGUUGCCCGGAAACAAGCCAGAUCACCGGGUGCUUCCCGAGGCAGUGUGAGUGGCUGGGAGACUAGCUCGUUCUGCAAACAUGUCCUAGAAAGAGGCAGCUGCUUAAGUGUCCCAGCAAAGGCCAUGAAGUAGCUGGGGACGGCUGGGUGCUGUGCUCAUCCAGAGUGAAAUAGGAAGUCUUUUCCUGGAUGAAGCUAAAAUACUUCAUGUUGUGAAAAGAGAGGAAAAUCUCCCCGUGAUGACUGAAAAUGCAUUGGGGGGGGUGGGUGGACAGGAUCUGCUUCAACUUCCGGUCCCUUCAAAUUGAACUCAACAGAGAUAGGAACAAACAGCCUGCCUUCCUGUGACCAGCAGGGCAGCGGCAUGGCAGGCAGCGUGUGGUGUCUGCAACUGCUGGGGCCCACACCCUCCCUCCCACCAGCCACUCCCGACAGGGCUGCUCGCCUGAGAGCUGGUCUGUCACCAGCCUUCACCUUCCUUGGAAGACUUAAGUAUGGUUGAUUGCAAAUGAAUGUUUUUAAAAUGUUGUAUUUAAUGCAAUGCUUCCUGUUCUCCAUAUGGCCACCCAAGAUACAAACACAGAGAUCUCCAAGUUAUUUUUUCCAGAACAUCACUGACUUUAAAAGCUGUCACAACAGAACUUGGGUUUUGUACAGACAUCAGAGUGCUAAUGUGAGAAAACCUGGGAGUGAAGCUUUCCCCCAGCAGGCCACUUACUGCCGCUGGUGUUGAGACUGCAUCCUCCGAUAGUGUUUUGUAACAAGAUGCUACAGCAUUGGUUUUAGAAAGUACCAGUAACUGUAAAGAAACCAAUAACACGUUGCUGAGACAAUCGUGAACCCAAAAUAGCAUGAGAGGGCUGAAGACCCUUUGAACUCUGUGGAUAAAUCUUGCCUGUGGGUAUAGGCAAUGGUCACAUAAAAAGUGCUUUACUCUAAUUAACUUUUCUGAUUUGAAUGAAGGGAAAUGUAUUUAUUAAAACAAAGCUGUGUGCUGCUUUAUGCAGGUGCAGUGUUUGGUCAGCAAGGAAGUGGGGAGAGUGGGGGGCAUGGUCUUAUGUCUACACCCAAGUUCUUAACGAAGCUUCUGGCCCUAAUACUGCAUUCUGUUUCUCCUUUUGUGCCCUGAUUGUAACCCAAAAUUUAUAAACUAGAAAAGAAUGUCAAAUUUAAUAAGUUGCAUUUUUUUCCUUAAGCACUUUAUUCAGAACAAUACAUGUUCUUCUGGUAGUGUUUGGAUAAUAUGAUUUUAACACGUGCUAAUAAAAGCCAAGAAAAGUCA
Molecule: messenger RNA, 4644 nt
Organism: Mus pahari (shrew mouse)
Lineage: Eukaryota; Metazoa; Chordata; Mammalia; Rodentia; Muridae
Gene: Armc8
Product: armadillo repeat containing 8
Exons: 22
Coding region: 254-2275 (673 amino acids)
Biological process (GO): proteasome-mediated ubiquitin-dependent protein catabolic process
Cellular component (GO): GID complex
Molecular function (GO): protein binding
Source: RefSeq, a predicted model, not a curated record